This is a messenger RNA of Sordaria macrospora k-hell, 834 nucleotides long. RefSeq lists its product as uncharacterized. NCBI's taxonomy places the organism in Eukaryota, Fungi, Ascomycota, Sordariomycetes, Sordariales, Sordariaceae. The record is from RefSeq and is a predicted model, not a curated record. Gene Ontology annotation, biological process: regulation of transcription by RNA polymerase II. Gene Ontology annotation, molecular function: RNA polymerase II transcription regulatory region sequence-specific DNA binding; DNA-binding transcription factor activity, RNA polymerase II-specific. Gene Ontology annotation, cellular component: nucleus.
AUGGUCCGCACAGUCUACCCUUGCGAUUAUUGUAACGCCGGCUAUUAUGAUAAGGCGGCUCUCGAUAAGCAUUGCGACCGGGAAAAUGAUUACUACACCUCGUACCAUGAGCCUGAUGAGGAAGCGUUUGGCUGCAACAUCUGCACUCUUUGGUGGAGAGACGAGGAAAGCUGCCUAGAGCACAUGGGGGAGGAGGAUCACUUUGGCUUUGAGUGCCGUGUCUGCUACCACUGGUCACGCAGCAAGGAGGCACGCAUCACGCACGAACAUGAGCGGCACUUUUAUUGCAAAGCGUGUGAUCGCUCUUUCCAAAGCAUCAACAACCUCAAGCAGCACCUCAACUCCCGCAUCCAUCGCGGCCAAGACAUCAAGUGCCCCUUCUGCCCCAACAGCUACACCACCGCCACGGGCAUGACACACCACCUGGAGAGCGGCAGCUGCCGGAACGCCCCCUCGCUGAACCGCGACUCCAUCUACAAGUUCGUACGGUCCAAGGACCCUUCGGGCUUGAUCUCCAAGAAGCUCAUCGGGUGGGAGGGCAGCUCCCAAAACACGUACAGCUGCACCGACCGGGCCUGGAACGGACGCAUGUGGGAGUGUUAUCUGUGCCACAGGGGGUUCGGAACGAUGCACGGGUUGAAUCAGCAUCUGAACUCGCCUGCUCACCAGCAGAACCUCUACCACUGCCCCAACCGCUCGUGCCGCCAGGACUUCAAGACGCUGGCUGCUAUCAUCAACCACCUCGAGAGCGAAAAGUGCGGCGCCAUGCGGUUCGAGCAGGUGCAGAGGAACAUCCAUGGCAUGGUCAAUGGUAACCGGCUGAUUGGUUACUGA